AUGGCCGUCGAAACCGGGCGCACCUUCACGCAUAACGGCUUCGAGGAUCUACCGCCGGUCAACGACGUCCCCGUGAUGGAAUAUUUCGUCCUCAAGCAAGAAGUCAGCCUCGAGGUUGACUUUUGCGACAAAUGCAUUCACGGCACCACCGACAUCUUCCUUGUGACAUUCACAGACAAGGUUGAGGAGGUCUUCCUCGACGCAGCGCAAUGCGAAAUCGAUACUAGCCGAAUCACGAUCGCUGAGAUGCGUGAAGCCCACGGCGAAGCGAUCGAGGGACCGAAGAGAAGAGCUGCAGCAGAAUACAAUGACCCGUACGAGAAACUGUCCCAGCCCGAGGGCUGGAAUUUGAGAGCAGAACAUUUCGAUGUGCGCCGCAUCCGAGCGCGUGCCGUUUUCCACAGCCGCAAAACCGACGUUCCCGCCGAAAAUAGAGAAUUUGAGGGGUGUACGCCGGUGUACGGGUCUUUGAAAGUGAAGCUACGUGGCAGGGACGACAGAGAUCGGCCGAGGUUGAUCGUUAGGAAGUCAACAUCGAAUCUCGACGGCCCUGACAGGUCGCACAAGCAAUACAAGAUCACUGUCCCCUUUGUCAACAGGAACCCUCGCGACGGAUUGCAUUUCGUCGGAGUGGACUCCUUGGAUGGGCGCUUCACACACAUGUACACCCGUCACUCGAUACAACCGGGCACUGCGAGCUGUAUAUUCCCCUGCAUCGACGACCAUGGCUCACGCUGCGACUGGCGGGUCUCCAUCAAGCACCCUCGGACUCUCGGAGACGCCUUGCAACAAGCCUUGGCAACCAAGAAGGAUUCAGGCACUGUCGACCGAUCAUUCAAGCUCGCAGAGGAGGACAAGCUCCGAGAAAUGUCCGUGGUAUGCUCUGGCUUUCUUGUGGAGGAAACGACAGACCCGGACGAUGAGUCGAUGAAGAUUAUGACUUUUGAGCCUGAGAAGAAAGUAUCUGUGCAGAAGCUGGGGUUUGCUGUUGGACCGUUCGAGCAUAUUGAUCUGUCCUCUGAAUUUCGAACCGAAGAAGAUGAAGUCAAGCUCGGCAUGAGUGCAUUGAAAGUCCAUGCAUACUGCUUGCCUGGGCGCGGAGACUGGGUCAGGCAUACAUCUGCCGCACUUACCAUGUCUGCGGAUUUUCUUACUUACACGUUCGCACGCUACCCGUUUUCUAAUUUCAAACUCUGCUUUGUUGACGACUUAGUCGACGAUACAGUAGCCCUGCACUCAUUAGCAUUUGCAAGCAAUCGACUGCUAUAUCCAGCAGACAUCAUCGACACUGAAAUCGAGGUCACAAGACAGCUCGUCCUUACGUUGACGUCGCAAUGGAUCGGUAUCAACAUGAUACCCAACACACGCAGCGACAUGUGGCUGGUAGUGGGCAUGGCUCACUAUAUGACGGAUCUGUUCAUGAAACGCAUUUGCGGAAACAACGAAUACCGCUUCCGCAUGAAGACCAUGUCAGACAAGCUUAUUGAGCUUGACGUUGGUCGUCCUGCUAUCUUUGACCUCGGUGCCAGCCUACAUCUCGAUGAUGCCGAAAUGGACUUGAUGACACUCAAAGCGCCUCUUGUGUUUUUCAUUCUGGAUAAGCGCAUGAACAAGGCAUCUGGCGGCCACGGACUGACGAGAGUACUGCAAAAACUCUUGACGCGUGCGCAGAUUGAAGGGAGUGACAAAUCUACGAUUCUGGAUACCGAAAAGUUCAAAACGCUAUGCGAAAAGGGAUCUCGGUAUCGCUUAGAGACUUUCUGGAAUCAAUGGGUUUACGGAUCCGGCUGUCCGAGGUUUGAUGUCAAGGCCCGAUUUAACAAAAAGAGGCUAUGUGUCGAAUUGACAUUGAAUCAAGUGCAAUACCAGAAGGCAAAGAAGCCGCAACUUGAAAAGGACGACUUUCUGCGCGAAAUCAAGGAGCGGCGAGCUGAAGUACCACUUGGAGAAACCCAGCCCCUUUUUACUGGCCCUAUGACGGUACGGAUCCAUGAGGCUGAUGGAACGCCAUACGAACAUAUUCUUGAGAUUCGCGAAGAUGCUACAAGAGCUACAAAGUUUGAGAUUCCUUACAACACGAAAUACAAGCGACUCAAGCGAACGCGACGAAUGAAGGAGAAGCACAGCACAGGACAAAGCAUGGAGAUUACGGAAAAUAAUGACGAUGCCUUGCUCUAUUGUCUUGGAGAUGUCUUGCAGACCCCCGAGGAUCAACGCGAGUGGGAACUAAUUGAAUGGGACCCGGAGACGGAGCGGAAAAUGGAUCAAGAGUCUUAUGAAUGGAUUCGUCUCGAUGCAGAUUUUGAGUGGGCAUCUGACAUGACGCGGACGUUGGAGCCGUACAUGUACGUGUCGCAGCUGCAGCAAGACAGAGACGUUGUUGCACAGCAGGAUGCCAUGCUUUACCUCGCACAGGGACCUCUGCAUCCAAUUGCCUCUGGCUUUCUAGUGCGGACUCUCAUCGACCGACGAUAUUUUCACGGAAUUCGCACAAUGGCAGCCGCUGCUCUGACUCGGCAGUCUAAUAUCAAGGAUAUUCCAUUGCUAGGAAUGCGCCAGCUCAUGCGGGCCUUUCGAGAAAUGUAUUGCUACGAACAGACGAACCAGCCUCGACCAAACGACUUCACCGACAAGAAGCAAUACAAUGUUCGCUGUGCAAUCAUCAAAGCUAUCGCUGAGGUUCGCGAUCACACUUACAAAUGCCCGAUGGAAGCGCGCCGUUUCAUCCUCGACCAGCUUCGCUUGAACAACAAUGAAGGCAACCCGUAUUCGGACCAUUUCUACAUUGCUUUUCUCGUCAAAUCACUUGCUACCUCUCUUAUCCCGUCGAAACAAGACGACUGGCUCACUCGGCAAAACAAGAUCCCUAACGAAGAGGAGAGUGCAUUCUUGGACGAAGCACUGGAACAAAUCGAGCGAGUCCUGCGGCGCGAUGAGUGGACCAACUCGUACCAAAACACUUGGACACUGGCUGGAUUAGAGGCAAAACAGCGCUUGAUGAAGGCAGAAGUGAUUCCCAAAAAUUUCACCGACUUUGGCCAGUACCUCUUGGACGGAACCAGAGAUUUGAUCCGUAUCAAAUGCUUCGAAGCCUUGAUUGACCUCGGCGCGAUGAUGGAUCCUACCUUUUUCAGUUUCUUGAUGUAUUCUUUCAUGACUGAUCGCUCUCCCCACGUCCGCUCGAAAUUGAUAGCUGCUCUUGCUCGUGGACUGGCCGCCAUUGCCUUUGGAGAGCACACAAAGGUUGCUAAGAUCGAACCUUCUGCUGAUGAUGGCGAUGGCCUACUGCUUGUGCAAGACAGCGCUCAAGAAAUCGAGGCUAGAAAAGAAAUGUUUGCUCGCAAAGAGAACUUGGACUCUGCUUUGAAGGCGUUGAAGAAGGAAAUGGAAGAGACCUAUGUGGCUGAUGAAAGGCAUUACAGCACUGCGAUGCGCAAAGCCCUGGACCAUCCUGAACUGGGCCGGGCGGAGGUGGAGAGUCUUCUUGACCUUGCUUCCAUGAUGUUUGAGGAGGCCCAGAACUGGGUCCUGACGCUCAACCUCCCCAAGCGCUGGAAGGCAGAGCGGCCUGCGCAGCAACUUGCAAACCGGCUGGUUGUCAACUUCAAGUCUUACUACAAGGUAAAGCCAAAGGUCCCACUGCCAGCUAUAUCAGCAGCACCGAUUGCACCACCAAUUUCGAAUGGAACCGAGUUUAAGAAGCCAUCUCUCAUCGGAAGGACGUCUUCUAUCAAGAUCAGCACCAAGCCGUCUAUUUCUGGUGCCCCGCGAGCAUUGUCCAAGCCGCCGAUUGUGCAAGACUCUAUUGUUGCCCAUAGUCAGCCUCAAACGAAUGGGUCGCCGGCAUCGACCCCAGGCCCGGUAGCUAAGCGGCCGCGGCCAGAGAAGGAGGAGCAUGCAUCGCCGGCACCGAAACGCCCAAAGACGGAAACGCCCAUGGAGGCCAAGGGCCUAUGGAAGAAGAGGCGCAUGGUGACUCUCAGGACUGCAAACCCCAGCCGGCUUGCUGUUAUUCUCGGAAAGUCUCAGUCCUCGACCCCAGCACCGGUCCGAACCGCCCUGCCAGGAAGCACGCGGCCCGAGUCGUCCGGCGAGGACACGCCUCUCAAAAUCCGCAAGCCGCUCCCUUCAGGCGGUGUUGUGCGGCGACCACUCCCCACGGGCGGCGCCUCGUCCACACCGCAGCAGACGCCGGCACCGAAGCCGAAGAUUAGCGUCAGCACAUCGUCUACGCCAUCCGCCGCCCGGCCGGUUUCCACACCGACUCCCGCUUUGGGAGGUGCCGGAAGCCCUGCGCCGGACACGCCAUCAAGUGCAUCCGGGCGACCCAAGAUUAAGAUUGUUCGAAAGCCGCAGCCCCCGCCGCCGGCAUAG
Akanthomyces muscarius is the source of this 4374-nucleotide messenger RNA. RefSeq lists its product as uncharacterized. Gene Ontology annotation, molecular function: RNA polymerase II general transcription initiation factor activity; transcription cis-regulatory region binding; chromatin binding. The transcript has a single exon. Lineage: Eukaryota; Fungi; Ascomycota; Sordariomycetes; Hypocreales; Cordycipitaceae. Gene Ontology annotation, cellular component: transcription factor TFIID complex. Gene Ontology annotation, biological process: transcription initiation at RNA polymerase II promoter. Bases 1 to 4374 code for a protein of 1457 amino acids. The record is from RefSeq and is a predicted model, not a curated record.